GUAGAGCAAGAAGAGUAUUAACCAUGUUUCUGUCGACUUUCCAAAUUCUUUUAAGUUUGCUUAUUAUAUCUCUUCUAGUGAUAUAUUCAUUAGGAAAGAAAUGGAGAAACAAAAGAAAACGACAGGAAAAUUAUUCGUCUUCUUCUGCAUCUGAAGGUGUCUUAACAUGGAAGAAAAAGAGUGACAACAAAUCGAGGAACGAAAUACCGAAAUUCCCCAAUUGGCCUAUUCUCUGGAAUUUGGUUUUCUGUCCAGUAAAAGCGCAAGAUUAUCGAAAACUUUGUGGCACCUUUAUAAUUCAACUAUUGAGUUGUGCGUGUUUGGGAUUCAUCGAAGAGAAAGUUGUGAAAGUUUCUUGGGGUGGCUAUAAUUAUAUUCUAUUAUCUCACCCCGAAAUGGCUCAGGAAGUGCUAAAGAAUAACACCGUAAUCAACAAAGAUUGGAUUUAUAAUAUUCUUCAUCCGUGGCUGGGAACAGGUCUUCUAACAAGUUCGAACGAUAAGUGGAGACAUCGUAGGAAAUUGUUAACUCCGGCAUUUCACUUUCGAAUUCUCGAAAACUUUCAAAGAAUUUUCAACGACCACUCAAACAUCUUAAUUGAAAAGUUGAAAAAUAAAAAGCAAAAUGAAGAGUUUCUUAUUGACGAGCUAAUCAGUCUGUGCACUUUGGAUAUUAUUGGAGAUUCAGCAAUGGGAGUUCGAUUCAACAAUCAAGAUAGAACUGGUACUGAUUAUGGCGUUGCCAUUAAUGAUAUAACAUCCGCAGUUAUUCAAUGGUUCACGAAGCCUUGGUAUUGGUUCAGUCCCAUUUUCAACCUUAGUCCAUUAGGGAAAAAAUUUUAUAAAGAUAUUGACACGAUUCAUGAAUUUGACAGAAAGGUAAUUGGAGAAAAGAAACAGAAAAUGAUCGAAGAACUGAAAGACAAUCAAACAAUCGACAACUUUCAAGAAGAAAAUGAAGUUACAGCAGUAAAGAAGAGGCGAGCAUUUCUGGAUUUACUGCUUUAUCAUCAUUUAACGGAUAAAAGUCUCAACGAAGAAGAUAUCAGAGAAGAAGUUGAUACAUUCAUGUUCGCAGGAUACGACACAAGUUCAAUGGGUAUUAGUUGGUCCCUUUAUCUACUCGGAUUGCAUCCCGAUAUACAAGAGAAAGUUUACCAGGAGCAGGAAGAAAUUUUUGGUGAAGACACAAAUAAAUCUAUUACGUCCGAAGACCUUAGAAAAAUGAAGUAUCUGGAAUGUGUUGUCAAGGAGACACUCAGGCUCUAUCCCCCGGUAAGUUUCAUAGUGAGAAAAAAUCCAUCCGAUUUGAAAGUGGGUGAUUACAUCUUGCCGGCAAAAUCGUCUCUUGCAGUAAACAUUUAUGGGAUUCAUCAUAAUCCAACGGUUUUCGUAAAUCCCGAAGUGUUCGAUCCGGAUCGAUUUUUGCCAGAAAACUGCAAGAACCGUCAUUCCUUUGCUUUUAUACCGUUCUCUGCCGGUCCACGCAAUUGCAUAGGCCAAAGAUUCGCUAUGAUGGAGAUGAAGACUCUUUUAGCCGACGUUAUUCGACAUUUUCGCGUGAAGUCUUUGGACUACAGGGAUAAGAUUUUCGAAUCCGGUGACGUCAUUCUUCGUCCUAAAUUCGAUUCUUAUCUAUAUGAUAAUCCGCGCUUCAAAAGUGUAGACAUAAUCAGCCUGGCCAGAAAAGGCCAAUGUUAGAGAAAAGAAAUAGAAGGCGACCCAGUGGCGUAGC
This is a messenger RNA of Centruroides sculpturatus (bark scorpion), 1734 nucleotides long. Its product is annotated as cytochrome P450 4C1-like. The coding region runs from base 24 to 1700 and encodes 558 amino acids. Gene Ontology annotation, molecular function: heme binding; monooxygenase activity; iron ion binding. The record is from RefSeq and is a predicted model, not a curated record. Lineage: Eukaryota; Metazoa; Arthropoda; Arachnida; Scorpiones; Buthidae. The transcript is spliced from 13 exons.